Messenger RNA from Penicillium alfredii, 1551 nucleotides. RefSeq names its product allantoate permease family MFS transporter. Bases 1 to 1551 code for a protein of 516 amino acids. Gene Ontology annotation, cellular component: plasma membrane. Gene Ontology annotation, biological process: dipeptide transport; transmembrane transport; allantoate transport. The transcript has 7 exons. The record is from RefSeq and is a predicted model, not a curated record. Gene Ontology annotation, molecular function: dipeptide transmembrane transporter activity; allantoate transmembrane transporter activity. NCBI's taxonomy places the organism in Eukaryota, Fungi, Ascomycota, Eurotiomycetes, Eurotiales, Aspergillaceae.
AUGGUAGACGAGGAGAAGACUCUGGGCAACUCCUCGUCCGUGGACGUCGACACGGGCAAACAUGCCGGUCCCACCUUGGAGAAACAUGGCCAGGACGCCGACGAGGCCAUGAAGGCCAUUUCUCAGCUGCAAGGCGAGGCGAUUGAGUUAGACGAGCCCACGAACCGGAGGCUGCUGCGCAAGAUUGACUGGCAUAUGAUGCCCAUUAUGUGCUGUAUCUAUGGCAUGAACUUUCUCGACAAAACCACCCUAUCCUAUGCUAGUGUCAUGGGCCUCAAGGAGGAUCUCCAUCUGGAUCCUGACAGUGACCAAUACCAGUGGCUGGGCAGUCUAUUUUACUUUGGAUACUUGGCCUGGGAAUACCCGACCAACCGUCUCCUCCAGAUGCUACCCUUGGGCAAAUACUCGGGCGCUUGUAUUUUAAUCUGGGGCCUCAUCCUCUGCUGCUUUGCCGCUACCAAUAACUACCCCGGUGCCAUUGCCAUUCGGUUUUUCCUCGGCGUGUUCGAGGCUGCCGUAACACCGGGCUUUGCUCUUCUGACUUCUCAGUGGUAUACCCAACGAGAGCAAGGAAGCCGUGUGAACAUCUGGUUCAGCUUCAACGGCUGGGGCCAAAUCCUGGGAGGUGUAGUCUCCUACGGGAUCGCGGUCGGCACCCAGAAGAAUGGAUCGACGAUCGAACCCUGGAAGAUUGUGUUCUUGUUUACGGGCCUGCUGACUAUCGUUUUGGGCAUGGCCUUCCUCUGGAUCGUCCCCGACAGCCAACUCAACGCCCGCUGGUUAAAGGAAGAGGAUCGCAUUCUGGCGAUCGCGCGGGUGCGGGUCAACCAGCAGGGAAUUGGUAACAAGCAUUUCAAAUGGUAUCAGGUGAAGGAGGCACUCUUGGACCCGAUGACGUGGGCCUUUUUCUUUUUCGCGAUCAUCGCGAAUAUUCCGAAUGGUGGCAUUACCAAUUUUUUCAGUCAGCUGAUCAAAGGCUUUGGCUACACAGAAGAAGACAGCUUGAUCCUCGGUGUUCCCGGCGGUGCCGUCGAAGUGGUGGCUCUGCUGUUGAAUGGUUGGGUCGGCCAUGUCACCGGGCAGCGUAUCCUGGCCAGUCUUGGUGGUCUGUUUGCCUCGAUUGUCGGAAUGGUCUUGAUUGUCGCUCUGCCUCUCUCCAACAACGUCGGCCGCCUGAUUGGAUAUUACCUGACCCAAGCCAACCCGACACCCUUUGUUGCGCUGCUGUCCCUCGUCUCGUCAAAUGUGGCUGGUUACACUAAGAAGACAACCGUGGCAGCUCUGUAUUUGAUCGGAUACUGUGCAGGCAAUAUCAUUGGGCCCCAAGUCUUCCGCCCUCAAGAUGCACCCCGCUAUGUACCGGGUGAGAUUACUAUUAUUGUCUGCUGGGGGGUGUGCAUUCUGAUGCUGCUGGGGGUGUGGUGGUGGUAUGGGAACGAGAACCGACGCAAGGCACAGGUGUGCGCGGCGCCGGGCUAUGUGCGCAUGGAGAACCAAGAGUGGCUUGAUUUGACUGACCGGGAAAACCCCGAGUUCGUAUACUCGUUGUGA